Sceloporus undulatus (fence lizard) is the source of this 1229-nucleotide messenger RNA. RefSeq names its product protein TANC2-like. Gene Ontology annotation, molecular function: protein binding. Gene Ontology annotation, cellular component: dendritic spine. NCBI's taxonomy places the organism in Eukaryota, Metazoa, Chordata, Lepidosauria, Squamata, Phrynosomatidae. The transcript is spliced from 5 exons. The record is from RefSeq and is a predicted model, not a curated record. Gene Ontology annotation, biological process: regulation of dendritic spine morphogenesis. The coding region runs from base 735 to 1229 and encodes 164 amino acids.
GUGGCUGUGUGUGUGCCACACACAGCCAUUCGUGUACUGUGCGCUAUAAUAAUUGUACCAGUCUAUGAAGUAUGCUUGUAUUAUUGAUGUUUGUUAUUCUUAGUAUGUAAGGUUUUCUUUCUUUUCUUUUUUUGUACAAGAAUGGCCCGAGAUCCAAUAUGCAAAAAUAUUAUAUGUUUAUUGGUGUUGAGUAAAUAGUUGAGUAAAUCUGCAGAAAUCACUUACUUGAAUGGAGUAAGGUGGCUUCACUCUUUCCUUAUCUUCUGUCAUUCAAGGGUCAAUAAUAGCCAUAAAUAAUCCAAAGUCUAACAUCUGAGCCACUCCUUAUGUUGAUCAAUCUUAGAAACUAACCUGAAGCUUUUGCUCUUCAACAAUCAGUCCCUUUCUUCCUUUCUUAUGCUUUUUCCCAUCUCCUCCUGAAUAUAGGCUAUAAGCCUGUAGAUGUUUUUUUUCCUGCUUCUGCCACUACACAGCACUUAGAGGCAUACCCUAGCUAGAAGACAUGAAGCAGAUGGUUUUCUUGGCACGACAUUAAUUUCAUUUGUCUUCUUUCUCUUCUAGCUUUGACUGCUGCAGCAGGACGAGGCAAGCUGGAAGUUUGUCGCCUGCUUCUCGAGCAAGGAGCAGCUGUAGCCCAGCCCAACAGACGUGGGGUUGUUCCCUUAUUCAGUGCAGUCAGACAAGGCCAUUGGCAGAUUGUUGAUCUCUUGCUCACCCAUGGUGCAGAUGUUAACAUGGCAGAUAAACAAGGUCGGACUCCUUUGAUGAUGGCAGCUUCAGAGGGACAUUUGGGCACCGUAGAAUUCCUACUAUCACAAGGCUCCUCCAUAUCUCUAAUGGAUAAAGAAGGGCUGACUGCCCUCAGUUGGGCUUGCCUAAAGGGCCACCUUUCAGUAGUACGAGCUUUAGUGGAAAGUGGAGCUGCUACAGAUCAUGCUGACAAAAACGGGCGCACUCCAUUGGAUCUAGCUGCUUUUUAUGGUGACGCUGAGGUGGUUCAGUUCCUGGUUGAUCAUGGUGCCAUGAUUGAGCAUGUGGACUACAGUGGGAUGCGACCCCUAGACAGGGCGGUGGGUUGCCGCAAUACAUCCGUUGUAGUCACACUCUUGAAGAAAGGAGCCAAGAUAGGUCCAGCAACCUGGGCGAUGGCCACUUCCAAGCCAGACAUCAUGGUCAUCCUGCUGAGCAAGCUGAUGGAGGAGGGAGACAUGUUUUACAAGGUGAGAUAG